Molecule: messenger RNA, 2744 nt
Organism: Danio rerio (zebrafish)
Lineage: Eukaryota; Metazoa; Chordata; Actinopteri; Cypriniformes; Danionidae
Source: RefSeq, a predicted model, not a curated record
AAGGAAGUGAGGUCAAUGUCAACAGAUCGCUCGCUAUCUAAAGGCACCUCCUCCUCCUCCUCAGGUUUGGUUGAUAAAGCUGCGUUUCUCAAACCACCGGUUACUCGUGCGCAGGAGAGUCGCGCGCGUGCAUGUGGAGCUCCGGUCACCGGCGGCGGAUCUGUUUCACGGUUUCACAGAUCUCCACUUCUGUGUGAUGCAAGAAAGCAAGAUGAGACGACCUGGGAACUAAAAAGAAAAUUGUUGUUGGGAAGAAGCACAAUCUUACGGCCGGACAGUUCCAAUUUCCUUUCCUCCCGGGAGAUUAUAAGCCUACAAGAGAUACUACAACAUGGAGCGCUCUCAUCUAAACAACAGCUCCUGGUUAUUAGAGGAUCCGACCUGUCCAGCGUCUCUCAGCAGCACCACGUUUCUCAUCGUAGCAUACAGCACAAUGCUGGCAGUGGGUCUGGUAGGCAACACAUGCCUAGUGGUCGUCAUAACCAGACAGAAAGAGAUGCGUAACGUAACCAACAUCUUCAUCGUCAACCUCUCAUGCUCCGACAUCCUCGUUUGCUUAGUGUGCUUGCCAGUCACUAUAAUCUACACUCUAAUGGAUCGCUGGAUUUUGGGCGAAGCGUUAUGCAAAGUGACACCGUUCGUUCAGUGCAUGUCGGUCACCGUCUCCAUUUUCUCAAUGGUUCUCAUUGCAUUGGAAAGACACCAGCUUAUUAUUCAUCCCACCGGAUGGAAACCUGUCGUGAGACACUCAUACCUGGCCGUAGCAGUAAUCUGGAUCAUCGCCUGCUUCAUCUCGCUGCCAUUCCUAUCAUUCAACAUCCUCACAAACUCGCCUUUUCACAACCUAAGUCUCCCUUUUAAUCCCUUCAGCGAUCAUUUUAUUUGCAUCGAGCAAUGGCCGUCUGAGGGGAAUCGGUUGACUUAUACUACGACUCUACUGCUGUGUCAAUAUUGCCUACCAUUGGCGCUUAUAUUGGUGUGUUAUUUCCGCAUUUUCCUACGCCUCAGUCGACGUAAAGAUAUGGUUGAAAGGGCUCGCGGAGGACGACAGAAGAAAGCCAAAGGCUCAAAGCGAGUGAACGCCAUGCUGGCCUCCAUUGUAGCCGCGUUCGCUUUGUGUUGGCUCCCGCUCAAUGUUUUCAACACCAUUUUCGACUGGAACCACGAAGCGAUUCCCGUUUGCCAGCACGACGCUAUUUUCUCAGCUUGCCACCUCACUGCUAUGGCCUCGACAUGCGUCAAUCCGGUCAUCUACGGAUUCCUGAACAACAACUUCCAGAAGGAGCUGAAGUCGCUGCUUUCUAGAUGCCGCUGCUGGGGGCCGGCAGAGAGUUACGAGAGUUUCCCUUUGUCUACAGUCAGUACGGGCAUCACUAAAGGCUCCAUCUUGAGCAACGGCUCGGCUAGCACCUACCAGCCACACAAGAAAAACAGUUUGGAACAGAAAGAGAGCAUUUAAAGUACUUUUUUGACUUAAUAUGGGACGUUUCAAGCUCUACUAGAUGUCCACUUGUCUUCUUUAACUCAGAAUGCUACAAAACAAUAUGGUUCCUACUUGAGUUUUUGUCUCGUUUCUUGUCCAAAUAUCUAAAAAUUCCCUUAAAAACAGUAGUUGUAACAAGUAUUAUUUAUGCUAUCUAUUAAAUUACCCAAGAAAUAGUAUUUUUUAAUGCCCACCCCAACCCUAAACCCGACCGUCACAGUAUCGUAAAAUAUUAUUUAUUGUUAUACAGUGUGAUAAAAAACACUGCUAUAUUGACUUCCGGCCGGCCGCGCAUCCAAUCUAGACUUUACCAAGAGUUAAUACAACCUAGCAGACUCCUCCUUAGAGGAGGCGUGGUUAUGUUAGCCCCACCCAUUAUCUAAGACAGCUGCAAUCUAAAAAUUUAAAGUCUGCAAGAACCAGAAGCUGCGAUCGUUUUUUUUGUGCGUAUUGGGACGCAGUUACUAGAAAAACAAAAUAUUAACUGGGAAAACAGUGGGCGUGGCUUGUUUUUUCUACUGCGAGCUGAUUGGAUGUAGUAAAGUAGGCGUUUCAUUUUGAAAAAUUGGGAAAAGGAUUUUGGGUAGAGUUAUGGUUGUUGCUAGAUCAGAUACGGUUGUGACUGGAAGUUAACGAGAAUUAUUUAUAUAAUUUCCCAUUUAUUGUAUUUUAUUAAUGUCGAUCGCCACCCCAACCAUCACAGUAACAUAAAAACAGUAGUUGUACCAAGUAUUAUUUAUGCUAUCUAUUAAAUUACCCGAUAAAUAGUAUUUUUUAAUGGCCACCCCAACCGUUGCAGUAUCGUAAAAUAUUAUUUAUUGUUAUACAGUCAUAAGAAACACUGCUAUAUUGACUUCUGGCCGGCCGCGCAUCCAAUCUAGACUUUACCAAGAGUUAAUACAACCUAGCAGACUCCUCCUUAGAGGAGGCGUGGUUAUGUUAGCCACGGCCAAAACCUCAUACAGACGUAAUCUGAGAAUUUAAAAUUCGCAUGAACCAUAAGCUGCAACCUUUUUUUUGUUGUUGUUUGAAUUGUGACGAAGUUCCUAGAGCAACAGAAUAUUAAAUGAGAAACCAGUGGGCGUGGCUAGUUUUUUUUCUACUGCGAGCUGAUUGGACGUAGGUAUUUCAUUUGGAAAGAUUGGGAAAAGGGAUUGGGGAGAGUUAUGGCUGUUGCUAGACCAGAUACGAUUGUGGCCAGAAGUUAACAAGAACUUUCCCCUUGUAUUUUAUUAAUAUCUACCCCCACCCCAACCGUCAC